GCCUCAAAACUUACUUCCGAAGUAGUCUAAAAAAUAAUGUCUCAAUUCAGUUUUGUUGUUUCUUGUUUUUCCAACUUCCAUUUUGUUAGGGUUAGGGUUUUUAUCAGGGUUGUGUAUAUCUCUCUGCAAGCAAGCUUCAAUGGCAGCAACUGAGGACGAUAGUGUUAUCGUUGAAUUGGACGAGGAAGUUGAAGGAGACCACCGAGGCUCAGAUGACUACUGCUUCGUUGGAAUCGGAGAACCUGUCCCAGUUUCAGGGUAUGAUCCUGAAUUCGAUCCCGAGAGCCCUCCAUCGCAGCCUCUCGCUGUCUCUGAACGAUUUGGAGGCCUCAUAUUCGUUGCCCAUUCCACCGGGUUUUGUGUUACAAGGACCAAGGAUGUUAUAGAAUCUGCCAAGGAGAUUGAGGAGAAAGGGAUUGGUUUGUCAAUACAAGAGCUGGGUGUUGUGGAUGUCCCCAUUGGGAAGGUGUACAUAUUAGCUUUGUCGGCCAACUCUUCCACUCUUGCUGCCUCUAUUGGUGGCGACAUUCAUUUCUUCUCUGUCAGCUCUCUCCUCGAUAAGGAACAAAAUCCAUCUUUCUCUUGCUCACUCAACGACUCAAGUUGUGUCAAGGACAUGCGAUGGACUAAAAAGUUGGAAAAUUUCUAUGUUGUUCUUUCAAAUCAUGGGAAGUUAUACUAUGGAGCUUCACAAGACCCUCUUAAAUAUGUUAUGGACAAUGUUGAUGCAGUUGAAUGGAGUGUGAAGGGAGAUUUUGUUGCUGUGACAAGAAAGAAUAUUCUCAGCAUCCUGUCGUCAAAAUUCAAGCAAAAGUUCAGUAUGGCAUUAUCAUUCAAGUCAUGGGUUGGUGAUUCUGAUUUGAAUUGCACCAUAAAAGUGGAUUCUAUCAGGUGGGUUCGUCCAGAUUGUAUAAUUCUGGGAUGCUUUCUACUAACUGCAGAUGGUAAGGAGGAAAAUUACUUGGUUCAAGUCAUCACGAGCAAAGAUGGAAAAGUCAUUGAUGCUUCUUCCAAACCAAUUGUGCUAUCCUUUGGUGAUGUGUUCGAAGGUAUAAUUGAUGACAUUGUGCCCUUUGGAACUGGACCAUAUAUGUCCUUGAGCUAUUUGGAUAGCUGUUGUAGGAAGUGUUUUAAUUGGUUAAAUAGCACUUUAUUUAGUUCAGAAGGCCUGGAUGCUAUGGACUAUGGUCAUGUGCAUGGAACAAGUAUUGAUACUAUAAGGACUAUGACUCUUGAAAACACUGGACGAACUUUGGUGGGGGCACAACUUAAAAAAGGAUUGGAUAGAAGGCUAUGUAGGAUUUGUGACUUUUUGCUCUUCUUGUAUGUGGGCUUAGAAGACAGUUUUACGGAUCAGCACAUUGUAUUGUUUGGUUGGUCACUAGAUGAUGAUAAGAAGGAAGCCGCGGUUAUUGAUAUUCUGAGAGACACCCUGUGUCCAAAGAUUGCCCUUCAAGAAAAUGGUGAUGAUAAUAUAGUCCUGGGGCUCUGCUUGGACAAGAUUUCUUACAAUGAAAAAGUUGAAGUCAAGCUUGGAGCUGAAUAUAAGGAACUUUCACCUUUUUGUGUUCUUUUGUGUCUCUCUUUUGACGGAAGGCUUUCAAUGUUCCAAGUUGCCAGUGCCUCAGGAGCUUCAGUUCCAUCUGAUGUUGUGUCUCUGCCUUCUAAUGAGGAUGAUGAUACUCCUACACUGGCAUCCAUGGAAGAUGGUUUGUCCAAAGCUUCGUCUGGUCUCACAGUAAAAAGUUUACAGCAAGUUGGUCUGGAUUUCCAAUCUCAGGAAAUAAACAAGAAGGAACUUCCUGCGAAAAAUGAGCCAGUGCUUCCUGCAGUGAAAAACUUUCCGAUGACCACCCCCUUUGCAGAUGAAACAUCCCCUCAGGAAACUAUUACCGGAAAAAUUGUUAAUUCGCAGACACUUAAAACCAAUGAGCAGCAGAAGCUUCCUGUCACUAAGCUGAACAAAGAUACAGAUGGCCAACAAUCACUGAUUUCCGGGCAGCAAGGCACAGGUUUAGGACAGUCAUCUCUGAACACUUCUUACUUAGAGCAGCAUGGACCUGUAGUUAGAGAUUUCAGCAAGACAGAAACUCAAAAACUUCAUGAAGGUGGAUACAGUCCUGAUUCUUUUUCAGGCAAAUGUUUAACAAAUGUGUCCAGCCAGGCAAUUCCUGUAUCAGAAAGUGUUGCUUUAGGUAAAUUACCAGGAAAGCUUGGAUCUGCUAGCUCAAAGGGUGCUUUAUCAGAAUCCUCAUCAAAUGAAAAACUCAUUUUUCCAAUGACUUCUGGAGGUUCCUCACUUUUAUCUUCUAGUAAAUCUGGUAUGAGUUUGAGUGGUGCACAUUUGCCUGAAGGAUCAUUCGGAAACUUUUCCGGUGCAAAAGAAGCUUUUGGCUUAUCAAUUCCAUUCUAUUCUUCUGGAAAAACAGGGGCAGGGAUUACUGAACCAUUGCCUUCCACCCGUAGCGCAUCAUUGCCAUCUCAACAAAGUUUUAUGUCGGGGAAGUCUUCCAAAGAUAAGUUACAUCCUAUCAAAGAGAAUUACAGAACUGUGUCCACAACAAGGCUGAUGAAUUCUGAGCCUCAACUAUCAAAACAAUUUGGGAAUGUUGAAGAAAUGAUAAAGGAACUUGAAACCCUUUUGGAAUGUAUAAAAGGAGCAGGUGGUUUCAGGGAUGCCUGUAUUGUCCAGAAUAGCUCAGUUCUAGCGCUAGAGGAAGGCACAAGGACCCUGUUUGACAGAUGCAGACUGUGGAAGAGCAUAAUGGAUGAGCAGCAGGGGGAAAUCCAACUUCUUCUUGACAACACUGUGCAAGUUUUGGCGAGGAAAAUCUAUAUGGAAGGCAUUGUUAAACAAGCUACUGAUGGGCAAUAUUGGGAUCUUUGGAAUCACCAGAAGUUGAGUUCUGAACUAGAGCUGAAGCGGCGAUGCAUAUUAAAAGUUAAUCAGGAACUGACCAAUCAACUGAUUGAAUUGGAAAGGCAUUUGAAUACUCUCGAGCUUAAUAAAUUUGGAGAAAAUGAUGGAGUUUUAAUGAGUCAAAGAACUUUUCCUAGUAGAUAUGCAUCUUCAAGAAAUGUCCAGUCCUUGCAUAGUUUACAUAACGCAAUGAGUUCACAAUUAGCAGCUGCAGAGCAACUUUCUGAAUGUCUCUCAAAACAGAUGGCUGUGUUGAGUAUAGAGGCACCUUCUGUCAAAAAACCGAAUGUGAGAAGAGAGUUGUUCGACGCAAUUGGGAUCCCUUAUAACAGUGCCUCUUUCAGUUCUCCAGAUGAAAAUAAAACUAGUGACACCCCAUCAGGAAAUAAGCUCUUAAUAUCUUCGUGCUCGAAUGCUGUUAAAAGUCAGUCCAGGAGAAACCAGUCAAGUGCUAUGAGGAGUUUUGAAUCAGAGCAUGCAAGGAGGAGGCGCGAUUCACUGGACCGGAGUUGGGCUAGUUUUGAACCUCCAAAAACAACUGUCAAAAGAACGCUUUUGCAUGAAGAUCGGCAGAAGGCAAGCGCAGACAGAUCAUCUUUGUUGAUGGAUAAGAAACAUGCCAAGUCCCACAUGCUGGAGGGAUUGUCAGUUGCUCACCCCGAGCAUCGUUCCACCACUUCAACCCUCUUAUUUCCAUCUGAGAAAGGCAUUCGGGACAGAAUAUCUGCAUUCUCAUCACAGUCUGCAUCCAUAUCUUCAACUGUUGGCUUUCAAAAUUAUGCAAAGGAAAGUUUCAAUCUGACUGGCAACAGAUCAAGCAGUGGGGUAACUAUUAUUGAGAAGUCUGAUUCCCUUUCAGUUAAUGAGUCCAAGUUGUCCAAAAUUGAUCUACAAACACCAUCAAUGUCCAAGAGGAUACCUGGGCGGACACUUACUUUUCCAAAGAAACCCAAUGAAAUGUCAAAUUCAAAUGAUAAAGAAACUAAUUUUGUGGAAUCUACAAUUGGAAGUGUGAAGCAUAGGCCUAGCAACAUUGAAAGCUCGUUUUUUGAAUCUGGGAAAGGGUUUGAAUCUCCAUUUUCUCCUGCAUCAGUUGUCAAUCCAGCUCCCAGCUCGCAUGCAGAAGUAAUCCAAUCUGACACUGCAGCAAGCAAAAGCCAUUCUGGUAGAAUAGCAUCAUCUUCUUCUACAUCCUUGUUCUCAACUUUGAAUCCAUCAUCAUCUCCCCUGAUCCAUUCGUCAUUCUCAUCUUCUUUGUCUAAUCCAAUUGCACCAAGUUCAUCAUCGGCAAUCUCAAUAGGCAGAUCAUCCCAAACUAGUUUUAAAGUCAGUAAUGCUAGUCAGACAGCCUCGCUUUCCCAAUCAUCAGUCUCUUCCUAUCCAACUCUUUCUUCUGGUUCCUCUUUUCAGGUUCCUGAAAACCCAUUGUCCUCACCUAUUCCCAUUCCUUCCAUGAACUUAAAAACCGAGUCUACCAAGAAAGAGCCACAGCCCACUAUACCUAAGCUUAGUUCUAAAACAGAUGAGAAUUCUACAAUUCAAGCUUCCAUUUCAACGCCUGAGCCUGCAUUAACUUUGAAGCUUGAGUCUUCAGUACCAUCCGUGCCUACAAGUGAACCUUCGGCCAAUUUGCAAUUUGGGAGUAACCUGAGUUUUAAUGGCAUGGAAGCUCCUGCGUCAAAUGCAGCAUUCAACUCUAAACCCGAACAGCCAUUUGGUGGAAAAGGUGAGAGUUUAGAUGUUGCGAUCACACAGGAGGAUGAGAUGGAGGAGGCACCUCCCGAGACAAGUGAAACAACUGAACUCACUUUAGGAAGCCUAGGUGGUUUUGGGAUUGGAUCAGCCCCAAAUCAAACAGCUGUCAAGCCAAAUCCCUUUGGCUUGACAUUUGUUAGUCCAGCUCCAACUCAAGCUAGCUCUCCAUUUGCUGCGACAGUUCCUACAGGAGAGCUGUUUCGACCAGCAUCUUUCAGCUUUCAAUCUCCACAGCUUUCCCAACCCUCUCAGCUAACAAAUUUUGGUGCAUUCUCUGGUGGUUUUAGCACAGGAACCACCCCUCAAAUUCCUGCAGGAAGUGGAUUUGGCUGGCCAUCACAGAUUGGCUCGGGGCAACAAGCUUUAGGAUCAGUUCUUGGUGCUUUUGGACAGUCAAGACAGCUUGGUGUUGUUCCAACUGGUAUAACUGCCACUACUGCUAGUGGUUUCGGUGGUGGUUUGGUCAGCUCUCAUUCCACUGGUGGGUUUGCUGGUGUUGCUUUUGGUGGUGGUGGGUUUGCUGGUGUUGCUUCAGCUGGUGGUGGGUUUGGUGCUGCUGCCUCUGCUGGUGGUGGGUUUGGUGGUGUUGCCUCAGCUGGUGGUGGGUUUGCAGGAGCUGCUUCUGGCGGUGGAUUCCCCAGUUCAGCUGGUGGUGGGUUCGCAGGAGCUGCUUCUGGUGGUGGGUUUGCAGGAGCUGCUUCUGGCGGUGGAUUCCCCAGUUCAGGCGGUGGAUUUGGAGCCUUCAACGGUCAACAAGGAGGUGGUGGCUUCUCUGCAUUUGGUAACACUGAAGCUGGAACUGGAAGACCCCCGUCUGCACUUUUCACACAGAUGAGAAAAUAGAAAAUAGUCUUUAAAAAAGUUUUUUCAGUUCGAGGUAAAAUCAGUAACUUUGAAUGCAUUAUUUUAGGUUAUUCCUUGGAAUGAAAGACAAUUCCAAAACUGCUUUGUCUAUGAAAAAGGAAGCUUUUUGAGUAUAAUGCAACUAUGAAUGGAGUUAAUUGAUAAUUUGGUUUUUAGAGAAAUAUUUUUGUGAAAUGUGAGAACCCAAUAGUUGUUUUACUAUUUGAACUUAGACAAUCAGGCUCCCCAGUUGUAUAUGAUUUCAUUGUUAGUAUAUAAUUGUAUGGUUAGGAGUAGUAGAUUUCAAAACUAGACAUGAAAUUUACAUUUUUGAAGAUCAUACAUGCUGACUUAUUCAUGAUC
This is a messenger RNA of Camellia sinensis, 5881 nucleotides long. The record is from RefSeq and is a predicted model, not a curated record. Lineage: Eukaryota; Viridiplantae; Streptophyta; Magnoliopsida; Ericales; Theaceae.